Aspergillus versicolor CBS 583.65 is the source of this 750-nucleotide messenger RNA. RefSeq names its product DUF218 domain protein. The coding region runs from base 1 to 750 and encodes 249 amino acids. The transcript is spliced from 4 exons. The record is from RefSeq and is a predicted model, not a curated record. Lineage: Eukaryota; Fungi; Ascomycota; Eurotiomycetes; Eurotiales; Aspergillaceae. Gene Ontology annotation, cellular component: cytoplasm.
AUGCCCACACAUUUAAUCGUCGUCUGCUGCCACGCAAUCUAUGUGGGCGGACCAAAUAAGGGCCAAGACGAGGAAGAAUGGCUAAUUGAGCCCUUUCAACGCGGGGAAACGCCUACGUUUACAGAGCAUGUCAAGGCAGGUAUUCGGCUCUUAGCACAGGAUGCAGAGAGUUUACUUGUUUUUUCUGGGGGCGCGACAAAACGACCAGCGACUGAAAUUACCGAGGGGAAUUCUUAUCUGAAUCUUGCAAAAGACAACCAGUUCUUCGGCUACGCAUCUCGUAUAGAUCCAAGCAGGGUGACGGCCGAAACACAUGCCGCGGAUUCUUACCAGAAUGUGCUAUUCUCUAUUAUUCACUUUCGGUUAUAUACGGGUGUAUAUCCGCAGAGAGUGACAGUGGUGACGCAUGAGUUUAAGCGAGAACGGUUCAUGGAGUGUCAUUUCCCGGCUGUGGGGAUGGGUGAACAGGGUAGAGGGAGUGUUGUUGGGAUAAAUCCGCCAGAGGAGGUGACGCCAUUAGAAGAGUUGGUGGAGGGAGAGGAGAAACGGGGUAUAGGGCUAUGGAGAGAGGAUAAGUAUGGCGUUGGGGGCGAGUUGAAGGACAAGAGGGUGAAGCGAGGAUGGGUUGAUGGAAUGGAAAGGGGACUGUGGGUUGGUGUUGGUUUGGAAACUGUGGUUGAGGAUUUGGUUUGCUGGGAUAGCGGCGAGUGGUUUCCCUGGAUAAUAGAGCUGCCUUGGUGUAGAGCGUGA